UUGUUCAUAGAACUUUGCUUCGUUGGUAUCAGGGCUGAUUGGCAUGUUAAAAACUUUCAUGUGCUUGUAAUUUAUGAAAUUUGUCAUUGCACAGGUGGAGCUGGAACGCUCAAGCUGGACGAAAAGAAAGAUGAGAAACCACUGUCAAUUUUUGGAACCAAAGCACUUACAAGUGAAGAGAAGAAAGAAGAGAAACAAUCUUCUGUAGCCGAGACAGCAGGUAGACCUCAUUUUUUAUUCGUUGUAGUAUUCAUUUGUGUAAUCGAAGUGGUGUCUCUACAGCUACUGGUGCGGAAAAGAAGGACGAAAAGCCGCUUUCUAAUGUUUGGAAGUAUAGGGUCCUCUAGUGCUGAGAAGAAAGACGAGAAGCCAUCAUCAAUUUUUGGAGGUGCAGGAGCUUCAGGAACUACCACUUCCGAGAAGAAAGACGAGAAACCAACAUCUUUAUUUGGAGGACUAGGUACCAGUAGCGAAAAGAAAGAAGAGAAAGACGUCCUCGUUGAGGUAUUUACAGCUGCUAACACUGCUAACACAGAAAAGAAGGAUGAGAAGCAACCUUCUAUCUUUGGAGGAGGUUCUCUCUCCACAGCUAUAGAGAAAAAGGAAGAAAAACCGCCCUCAAUAUUUGGAGGAUUGAGUGGUGGAAGCAUUUUCGCGACGUCUGCAGCAACAGGCCAAGCCGAAGUGAAAUCUGAACAAGCUGGAGCCGUAACUACAUCGAGUCCGCCUACCACUGUGACGUUCUCGUUCAAGCCGAAGACUACGACGGAAAGCCAACCGGCUGCAACGAGCUCCACAUUCAGUUUUGGUGCAAAGCCUUUUGGUAUCUCGAUAGAUUCAAUUGUCUCAUGUUAUGGAGCAGGUUUCGCAGCUGCAGCAGCCUCAGCAGCUGCCAGUGUAGAUACUGAUGAGGGUAUGGAUGACGACGGUGCUGCUGGCGGCACAUCCCAACCAACUAGCAGCCUAUUCGGUGGAGGCUUUAUG
This is a messenger RNA of Cooperia oncophora, 984 nucleotides long. The record is from the annotation of a GenBank genome assembly. Lineage: Eukaryota; Metazoa; Nematoda; Chromadorea; Rhabditida; Trichostrongylidae.